Trichosurus vulpecula (common brushtail) is the source of this 1047-nucleotide messenger RNA. RefSeq names its product visual system homeobox 1 (gene VSX1). Gene Ontology annotation, biological process: regulation of DNA-templated transcription. Gene Ontology annotation, cellular component: nucleus. Bases 1 to 1047 code for a protein of 348 amino acids. Lineage: Eukaryota; Metazoa; Chordata; Mammalia; Diprotodontia; Phalangeridae. The transcript is spliced from 5 exons. The record is from RefSeq and is a predicted model, not a curated record. Gene Ontology annotation, molecular function: transcription cis-regulatory region binding; DNA-binding transcription factor activity, RNA polymerase II-specific.
AUGACCGGCCGAGAUGCGAGUUCAGAUGGCAAAACCAAGGGCAAGGCGUUGGUGCCCAUUGGCCCAGGACAGGAGAAAGCUUCUCUCAGUUUACGAUCCAAAGGCUUUGCCAUCAAUGACUUGCUGGGCUUGGAGGCAGAGUUGCAGCCUCCCAGUGGUCCCGGGGCUGGCUCAGGAUGCCAGGUCCCCUCAGGCGCUGGGCUGGGGCCAGGCGCUGGGGCUGGAGCUGGAGUCGGGGGGACCUCUCUGCCCGGGGGCUCCUUGCCCUUAGGACUGGGCUUCUUCUGUGGCUUCGCAGCGCAGCAGCCACCGGCUGGUGGGACCCCCUGUCUGCUGCUCACGGACAUCCCCUUCCUGCAGCCCCGGGGACCGGACCCCCAUCACCAACAUCACGAGCAUCACCAGCGAUACCUGCUGGGCUCUGAGAAGCCCAAGGAAAGCGUUUCGGAUGAGGACAGUCUGACUGAAGACAAAAAUGAACUGAAGACACCCACAUCACAUAUUAAGAGGAAAAAGCGGCGGCAUAGGACAGUUUUCACUGCUCACCAACUGGAAGAAUUGGAAAAGGCUUUCAAUGAGGCACAUUAUCCAGAUGUGUAUGCCAGGGAAAUGUUAGCUCUGAAAACUGAGCUUCCAGAAGACAGAAUACAGGUCUGGUUUCAAAAUAGAAGAGCCAAGUGGAGGAAGAGAGAAAAAUGUUGGGGUAGGAGCAGUGUCAUGGCAGAGUAUGGUCUCUAUGGUGCCAUGGUGAGACAUUCCAUACCACUUCCUGAAUCGAUCAUCAACUCCGCCAAGAGUGGGUUGGUGGGCUCCUGUGCUCCAUGGUUACUCGGGAUGCACAAAAAAUCCAUGGAUGUGACCAGAAAAUCAGGGGGAGAAGAAAAGGUAUCAGAAAACUGGUGUUAUGAACACCCAGAAGAAGACUUGAAAUCAAAGCACACAGAGCCCCAGCUGAGCACUGACAAAGUCAACCUCAUGGACAACUCAGAAGACAUUGCUAUUGACCUCUCCAGGACAGCAAAACAGGAGAAAAAGAAAGCACACUGA